GGAAACCGAGCCAGGUGAAAUUCGACGAAACACUGUGGCAUCAAACUACGUAUAUCGUGGUUACCAGGUUGCGUUAUUUGUCUGGACCGAUCCGCUUCCGAUAUUGCCCAAGUUCGAACCCACCCUCCCGACUCGAUACGUUGAGAUGCGCGCGUAUUUCCCCUCUCUAGAAAACUUUCGGCAACUCUUUCACUGGCCUCCACCAGACAGAGACUUCGACUCCCGAGAAGACAUCGUGUUCCAUUGCGAAGAAAUCGUGAUGCUACAGCGACAGAUACCAAAAGCGAGGCAGUAUGGUGGGAAAUCGUCAAGGCAAGGUCGCGAGAUUUCGGGAGCUAUUGAUGCUCCUGGGCGCCGUAUUGCUGCAGUCACAGAUAUGGAGAGCUUUGAUGGGCCUGAUAGGUCGCACCCUUGGUACCUCAGAGGCCCAACGCAAGAGGGUCGAUAUCACUGCCCCGAUGAAGAAUGUAGUGAACAUCUGCCCACAUAUUCCACCGCUUCUUACCAGAUGUACAUUGACUACCACACGAAACCUUACAGAUGCCGUAUACGCGGUUGUAACAUCAGGUUCAUGUACAGAGAAAGCCGCAGAACGCAUGAAAAAGUUUCUUCACAUAUGGACGCGCUCGACUGUCGUGCCAUUCGGUCGUAGACGCCGGCGGUGUGGGAAUAAUCAAAUUGCAAGUCAGGCACUUGCUUGCCGUCUGUGAAGUACAUCAGGUUGGGCAAGCGUGCUGUCUGUCGCUUUUGCUCGCGUACUGGGGUAAUACUUCUCACACAGAUGAAGAAAGACUUCUCAUAAUCGUACAACAAUUGCAUUCGGGGUGAGAGGAAUCGAUUCUUUGUGGAGAGGGCAAAAGCUCUGUAGUCUCACAAAGCCUGCAAAUGAACGGUAAGGCUCUCUAUCUGAUGAGCAACGGUCAGACAACAGCUUAAUUUUGGUCGACCCUAGGAGUUGAGACUCGGU
Molecule: messenger RNA, 967 nt
Organism: Colletotrichum godetiae
Lineage: Eukaryota; Fungi; Ascomycota; Sordariomycetes; Glomerellales; Glomerellaceae
Exons: 4
Coding region: 146-652 (168 amino acids)
Source: RefSeq, a predicted model, not a curated record